Erinaceus europaeus (western European hedgehog) is the source of this 2511-nucleotide messenger RNA. It is a transcript of the gene ALCAM, whose product is annotated as activated leukocyte cell adhesion molecule. The record is from RefSeq and is a predicted model, not a curated record. Gene Ontology annotation, cellular component: plasma membrane. Bases 737 to 2488 code for a protein of 583 amino acids. The transcript is spliced from 15 exons. Gene Ontology annotation, biological process: cell adhesion. NCBI's taxonomy places the organism in Eukaryota, Metazoa, Chordata, Mammalia, Eulipotyphla, Erinaceidae.
CCAGAACCGCGCUCCGAUUCGGACUCGGUCCUGCAGCGCCUCUAGGCUGCAGAGCCGCGCUCCAACCACCUGCUCGGCUCUGCGUCCAGGGAAGCGGGGAGGAGAGAGGAGGGAAGAAGGAGGCGGGUGGGGGAGGAGGAGAGAGGCAGCUUACACACACGCCUUCCAGUCGUCCCACUCAGCAGCUCCGAGACCGCCGCUGCCUCCGCUGCUGUCACUGCCACUGCCGUCCCUGCCACCGCUGCUGCCUCCUGAGGAGACCGCCGAGACCCGCCGCCCCUCAAUUACCACCACCACCACCCCCUGUCGAUUCCUUCCUAGCAUUGGGCUUUUUUUCUUUCUUUUUUUUAAUGCACACACUACCUUGACUAUUCUUCUUCCGAGACACGGAACAUAACAGAUCAACCUAAAAGAAACACGUACACCUCUGCGAAUUACUCAAGUGUCUUCUUCCCAGGAAGAAGGGAGUCGCUGGUCCCAGGAGGAGCUGCUUCCUAGGGCGCCUAGGGCGGGUUUGUGGAAAGGGAGAGGGGAGGAGUUGGGUCUCACUUGCACGGUGGAAAGUUGCGUGCAGCGGAGACCCGAAGGUGCAGCGCUCCAGCCCCGGGGGCUCAGUGUGCGGGGGAAGCCGCUACCCGCCGCGUCCCGACCCGCGAGCGCGCGGGCAGCUUGGGGCCCGGGACGACGCCCCCUCCUGCGGCGAGGACUCAGUCGGAGGUCCCGGAGGAGGAGGAAUAUGGCUUCGAAGGCGGCCCCCUCCAGCCGUCUGGUCUUCUGCCUCUUGAUCUCUGCCGCUGUCCUCAGGCCAGGUCUUGGAUUGUACACUGUAAACUCAGCAUAUGGAGAUACCAUUAUCAUGCCUUGCCGACUUGAUGUACCUCAGAAUCUUAUGUUUGGCAAAUGGAAAUAUGAAAAGCCGGAUGGCUCCCCAGUAUUUAUUGCCUUCAGGUCCUCUACGAAGAAAAGUGUGCAAUACGACGAUGUGCCAGAAUACAGAGACAGACUGAGCCUCUCAGAAAACUACACCUUGUCUAUCAGUAAUGCAAGGAUCAGCGAUGAAAAGAGAUUUGUGUGCAUGCUAGUAACUGAGGACAACGUGUUUGAGGCACCUACAGUAGUCAAGGUGUUCAAGCAACCAUCCAAACCUGAAAUUGUAAACAAAGCACCAUUUCUUGAAACAGAGCAUCUAAAAAAGUUGGGUGAUUGCAUUUCAAGAGACAGUUAUCCAGAAGGCAACAUAACAUGGUACAAGAAUGGAAAAGUGCUGCAACUCGUUGAAGGAGAGGUGGACAUAAAUUUUAAAAAGCAAAUUGACCCAGAAACUCAGCUCUAUACCAUGACUUCUUCUCUGGAGUACAAGACAACUAAGGCUGAUGUACAAAUGCCAUUCACCUGCUCUGUAACAUAUUAUGGACCAUCUGGCCAGAAAACAGUUCAUUCUGAGCAAGCAGUCUUUGAUAUCUACUAUCCUACAGAACAAGUGACAAUACAAGUGCUACCACCAAAACAUGCCAUCAAAGAAGGGGACAACAUUACUCUUAAAUGCUUGGGAAAUGGUAACCCUCCUCCUGAGGAGUUUUUGUUUUACCUACCAGGACAGCCUGAAGGAAUAAGAAGCUCAAAUACUUACACACUGACAGAUGUGAGGCGUAAUGCAACAGGAGACUACAAAUGCUCCCUAAUAGACAAAAAAAGCAUGAUUGCUUCAACAGCCAUCACUGUUCACUAUUUGGAUUUGUCCUUAAACCCAAGUGGGGAAGUGACCAAGCAGAUUGGAGAUGCCCUACCUGUGUCAUGUACAAUAUCUGCUAGUAGAAAUGCAACUGUGGUAUGGAUGAAAGAUAACAUCAGGCUUCGAUCUAGCCCUUCAUUUUCUAGUCUCCAUUAUCAGGAUGCUGGAAACUAUGUCUGUGAAACUGCACUGCAGGAGGUUGAAGGACUAAAGAAAAAAGAGUCUUUGACUCUCAUUGUAGAAGGAAAACCUCAAAUUAAAAUGACAAAGAAAACUGAUCCCAGUGGACUAUCUAAAACAAUAAUCUGCCAUGUGGAAGGUUUUCCGAAGCCAGCCAUACACUGGACGAUCACUGGCAGUGGGAGCGUCAUAAACCAAACAGAGGAAUCUCCUUAUGUCAAUGGCAGGUAUUAUAGUAAAAUUAUCAUUUCCCCUGAAGAGAAUGUUACAUUAACUUGCACAGCAGAAAACCAGCUGGAAAGAACAGUAAACUCCUUGAAUGUGUCUGCUAUAAGUAUUCGAGAACACGAUGAGGCAGACGAGAUAAGUGAUGAAAACAGAGAAAAGGUGAAUGACCAGGCAAAGUUAAUUGUGGGAAUCGUUGUCGGACUCCUCCUUGCUGCCCUUGUUGCUGGUGUUGUCUACUGGCUGUACAUGAAGAAAUCAAAGACUGCAUCAAAGCAUGUAAACAAGGACCUUGGCAACAUGGAAGAAAACAAAAAAUUAGAGGAAAACAAUCACAAAACAGAAGCCUAAGAGAAAAACUACUUGUUGUCCAG